This is a messenger RNA of Hibiscus syriacus, 345 nucleotides long. RefSeq lists its product as uncharacterized. Lineage: Eukaryota; Viridiplantae; Streptophyta; Magnoliopsida; Malvales; Malvaceae. The coding region runs from base 1 to 345 and encodes 114 amino acids. The record is from RefSeq and is a predicted model, not a curated record. The transcript has a single exon.
AUGGAUGCUGGAUAUGUUGGUAACAAGUUUACUUGGACUAGACACCUCCAUGGAAGAGUCACUCUUCAGGAAAGACUCAAUAGGUUACUUCAUAAUAUGGAGAUGGUCGAGUACUUUCCGAACCUUCGAGUGGCUACAUUAACAAUAGUGUACUCUGACCAUAAUUCAAUUCUGAUUAACACGAAUUGGGAUAUUCCUGGAGAAAAAGAGAAACGACCUUUUAGAUUUGAAGCAUCUUGGCUUACACACGAGGAUUUCAACAAAAUAUUCAGUACAACAUGGGACAAAAAGAAAUACUCUCUUGUGGAGGCAGUGGAAGAGACCAAACAAGCGAUCAUAGAUUGA